Messenger RNA from Didymosphaeria variabile, 534 nucleotides. RefSeq lists its product as uncharacterized. The coding region runs from base 1 to 534 and encodes 177 amino acids. The record is from RefSeq and is a predicted model, not a curated record. NCBI's taxonomy places the organism in Eukaryota, Fungi, Ascomycota, Dothideomycetes, Pleosporales, Didymosphaeriaceae. The transcript is spliced from 2 exons.
AUGGCCGACCUCAAGCAGGCCAACCGCGAGCCAAAUGAAGCAAUGGACAUCGUCGGCCUCCUCGAAAUCAACAAAGAUACUCGGCACAUCACCAACUCUCCACUCCUGCGCCUGCCCGCCGAACUCCGCAAGAGCAUCUUCCUGUACGCGACUACUGCGGAUGGUGGAAAGGUCUGUGUCCGCGACCCGGGCAAGGACCCCGUGGCAUUGUUCCUCCCUCAAGUCUGCCGUCAGCUUCUAGCAGAAACCGAAACGAUGUGCUACGCAAAUAACACGUUCUGCUUUCUUUUGGACGACAAACUCGCUGACAUGUCUCGAUGGGUCGCCCAACGAUCGGCUGCGCAAAAGCUCGCCAUCCGUCAGCUGGAGGAAACCAUGUAUUCUUCCGAUAUCCUCCCAACUCCUCAAAAUGAGAAAUUGGGCAUUUCAAGAUUCGAUAAAUCCAUGACGGAGGAAAUGAGGGAGCUCUGUCCGAAUAUCGAGGCGGUGCAUGUCAAGUUAGUUUCCGAGAUCUGGCCAUACACAGGAUGGUAG